Messenger RNA from Papilio polytes (common Mormon), 1150 nucleotides. Its product is annotated as trypsin, alkaline C-like. The transcript has 4 exons. NCBI's taxonomy places the organism in Eukaryota, Metazoa, Arthropoda, Insecta, Lepidoptera, Papilionidae. The record is from RefSeq and is a predicted model, not a curated record. Gene Ontology annotation, biological process: proteolysis. Bases 36 to 812 code for a protein of 258 amino acids. Gene Ontology annotation, molecular function: serine-type endopeptidase activity.
AAAGAAGACAUCGAUAAAUCAUUUUACCAACAAAAAUGUCGCCAUUAGGCAUAUUUAUUUUAUGUUUUACAGUUUUGUCAUGUGCUGCCAAAGCGAACCGCAUUGUAGGGGGUGUGCCCACGACCGUCGAGAAAUACCCUGUCAUUGUACAGGUGGAGUUUUUAGUUGAUUCUAACCUUUUCUCUCAAAUGUGCGCCGGUAGUGUGCUAACGAGAAGAACCAUAGUGUCUGCCGCUCAUUGCUUUGAGGUUGGUCCUGAGUCUACGCAGAGGUAUCGCAUCAGGGCCGGCAGCGCUGACCGUAGCUUUGGUGGCAUCAUCAGAGAUGUGGCCAUCAUCCUCAACCACCCGUCAUACGGUGAAAAUGGAUUUGACGGGGACAUUAAUCUGCUUUUCCUGGAAUCUGAUCUAGUUUACUCUAACGUGAUCAAGCAAGCAACUAUUGUGACUAGCGGUUUCACUGUACCUGGAAACUGGCCGAUCACUCACAUUGGUUGGGGAAUGGUUUCGUAUCCGGGUGAACGAGCGCCAAUUCUUCUUGAAGUUGGAGUAUUAUCAAUCGACUUAGACGUAUGUCGCGAGCGUUACGCAGACAUGCCUACUGCAGUCAUCACUGAUAACAUGUUUUGUUCCGGUAUUCUCGAUGUUGGGGGCAAAGGUCCAUGCUAUGGGGACUCCGGAGGACCUGUCUUCUAUGAUAAUAUCGUUAUUGGAGUCGUCUCUUGGGGAGAAGGGUGUGCUAACAAGACUACACCUGCUGUUAAUGUUGCUGUAUCGUCAUAUACUGAUUGGAUAGUCGAAAAUGCUGUUUGAACGAUAACUUUUUCUUUUUAAUCAUAUGAUCACUACACUACUGUUUUUGUAUAAGAAAAUUGCAAACAAGGAUGCUACAUGGAAUCACCGAAUUACGCCUUUAAGAACCUACUCUAAACAGAAAGAUAUACCAUAUUUCAUCUGCGUCACGUACUCCGCAAAAUCUACUUUUCUUUCCUACAUUUUUUUUGUGAGGGUGGAAAGAGCAACGACUCAAAUUAAAUCUUCAGAACGCUUACUCAACAACACGUGGAAGGACUCUCACUUGAUGCGUGUCUUCCUUCUUCUUGUGUCUCCACAUUCUUACAAAUACAAUAAAAAAAUAAAAAAGUAUCCUA